AUGAAUUUGAAUAAUGAAAAAUUGGAUAUAAAUGAUAAAGAUUGGCCAAUAUUUGAAAGACAUUUAACGAAAUGGAUAACAGAUAAUUCAAGAAAUUUAACAACAGAAGAAACGAAAUAUUUUAAAAAUGCUACUUUCAUUUCUAUUACUACUGGAAUCUCUUCUGGUUAUAUUACUCAUACCAUUUUUAAUAAAUUAAAUGUAAUACCAAAUAUAAUAUCAAGAAGAUUAAUAUCAAUUUUUACGGGAUUAUAUACAUCAGCAUUUACAUUAAAUAAAUUAAGAAAAAAAAUUUAUCUUAAAUUAUUGGAUAGUAAUGGACCAGCAGGAAAUGCAAGUAGAAAAAUAUUAAAGAGUACAAAAGAAUUAAAUUUAACAAAUGAUAUUAGUCCAAUUUAUUUACCAAAUUAUCAAAAUAAAUUAAAUAAUAGAAAUUUACAAGAUAAUACAUAUACCAAUAGUAAUAAUAAUAGGAAUAGUAGGAGUAUGAGUAGUGAUAGGAGUAAUGAUGGAGUAGUAGGAGAUAAAGGAGAUAAUACUAGUGAUAGGAUUAGAUUAGAUAAUACUAGUGAUAGUAUUAGAUUAGAUGGUACUGGAGAUAGAGAUAGACGAGAUGGAAAUGAUUAUUUUAUAGAAUAUGAAAAUAAAUAUAAAACUUGGGAUGAUAUUAGAAAUCAAUCCAAUUAA
Molecule: messenger RNA, 687 nt
Organism: Theileria annulata
Lineage: Eukaryota; Apicomplexa; Aconoidasida; Piroplasmida; Theileriidae
Exons: 3
Coding region: 1-687 (228 amino acids)
Source: RefSeq, a predicted model, not a curated record